CUCGGCGGGCCCGGGGGAAGGCCCUCUUUGUGGCUGCAGUUGGCAAGAUGGCGCCGGUGGGGGUGGAGAAGAAGCUGCUGCUGGGGCCUGAGGGAACCGGGGCCCCGGGCGCCGGGGACCUGCCCAGCGAGGAGGACGAGGGGCAGAACCUAUGGUCCUCCAUCCUGAGCGAAGUCUCCACCCGGUCCAGGUCCAAGUUACCAGCCGGCAAAAACAUCCUCGUCUUUGGUGAAGAUGGUUCAGGUAAAACAACACUCUUGGCUAAAUUACAAGGAGCAGAGCAUAGCAAAAAAGGAAGAGGUCUAGAAUAUCUAUACCUUAACAUUCAUGAUGAAGAUAGAGAUGAUCACACACGUUGCAAUGUGUGGAUCCUGGAUGGAGAUUUGUACCAUAAAGGCCUGUUGAAGUUUGCUGUUUCUGCAGAAACCCUGCAAGAGACUCUAGUCAUCUUUGUAGCAGAUAUGUCUAGGCCUUGGACUGUUAUGGAAUCUUUACAGAAAUGGGCCAGUGUUUUGCGGGAACACAUUGAUAAAAUGAAAAUCCCACCAGAAGAAUUGAGAGACAUGGAGCAAAAGUUCGUGAAGGAUUUUCAAGAGUAUGUGGAACCUGAGGAAGGCUAUCAAGGCUCACCACAGAGGAGAGGACCUCUAGCUUCAGCACAAGAUGGUGAAAAUGUUACCUUGCCACUUGGAGACAACAUGCUCACACAUAAUCUUGGGAUCCCGGUCUUGGUAGUUUGCACAAAGUGUGAUGCAGUGAGCGUCCUAGAGAAGGAACAUGACUAUCGAGAAGAGCAUUUUGAUUUCAUUCAGUCGCACAUCCGUAAAUUCUGCUUACAAUAUGGAGCUGCCUUGAUUUAUACAUCAGUUAAGGAAGAAAAGAACCUUGACUUGUUGUACAAGUAUAUUGUACAUAAAACAUACGGUUUUCACUUCACCACACCUGCCUUAGUGGUGGAAAAGGAUGCAGUUUUUAUACCUGCUGGUUGGGACAAUGAAAAGAAAAUAGCUAUUUUACAUGAAAAUUUCACAACAGUAAAACCAGAUGAUGCAUAUGAAGAUUUCAUUGUAAAACCUCCUGUAAGAAAGUUGGUCCAUGAUAAAGAAUUGGCAGCAGAAGAUGAGCAAGUAUUUCUAAUGAAGCAGCAGUCAUUCCUUGCCAAGCAGCCCGCCACCCCAACAAGAGCAUCAGAAUCUCCUGCUAGAGGACCCACAGGCUCUCCAAGGACACAGGGCCGAGCUGGCCCUACCAACGUCCCCAGUGCCUCACCCAUCACAUCUGUCAAGAAGCCUGAUCCAAAUAUUAAAAAUAAUGCUGCAAGUGAAGGAGUGUUGGCCAGCUUCUUUAACAGCCUCUUGAGUAAAAAGACUGGCUCUCCUGGGAGUCCUGGAGCUGGGGGAGUCCAAGGCUCAGCCAAAAAGUCAGGACAAAAGACUGUUUUGACAAAUGUUCAAGAAGAGCUGGACCGAAUGACUCGCAAGCCUGACUCCAUGGUAACAGCAAACUCUUCGACAGAAAAUGAAGCUUGAUAGUGCUUAAAACGUACCUGUGUAAAUGACCAAAUAACUCUGUAUAUUGAUCUGACAAGACCAGGAUUUUUUCUGAUACAGCCCAUGCUAUCAGUUUUUCUUGGGGCAGGGGAGAUUGAACUUUAAAAAAAACAAAAAUACAAAAAACCACAUAUACACAACCAACCAACUUCUUUGGUUUGUCCAAGUGUAAAAUGCACAUUCAGGAAGUUUGCCUAGAAAAAUCCCUCUGUUUCAGAUAACCCUUUAGAGUUCAGCUAGGAUAGCCUUGGUGGGAAGCAGGAGAAACUACAUUUCUUUGACGUGGGCAACACCAAGGAACAAACUGCAGAAUUUCUAUCCAAGUGAAGCUAAUGGUGGCGUGCAAGGACAGAAGGAGGGACCAACUUUCAGAUAGUUGCUAGAGUCCAAGCACUUGUGUGUUAACAAUUCCUUUGUGCCUGGAAAGAAGGUGCAGGUGGCAGCAGAGUCCAGGAGGGCGAAGAAGGCCUAAAGAGAGAGAAUGAGAUUGGAUGCCUGGAGGAAAACCGAAUGUGGAUGAGGUGGAGGAAGACAGAAGGACAGUCAGUGUUAAACCCUGUGUGUUCAGUAGGAGUCUAAUAAUUAUUGUUCAAGAUAAAUUAGAGAAAAGUCUAAACUAAACACUAAACAUCAUGGGAAUUAUUCUUGUCAUGAAUCACGUCUUUAGUUUUUAAAAGAUGUAUAAAAUGUGGGAUUGCCCUUCAGUGUACCUGAUGCAGGGGGGGAUGUUACUCCAGCUUGCUUCGAUCCAAGUACCUGGCACAUUGUGGAAUGGCUUAGAAGGUACUUGGACUUAAUGUGCACUGUAAUGCAGACAGUCACUGUUUGGUUUUAGUUUAAAGUGAAUAAUUAUGGAAUUAUUUAAUUUUAAAUUGUAUUUUCUAAUAGUUACUGCCUUGGUUUUUUAAUUUUAAUUUUAUUUUUUAUUUUUUUUAAUACCAACAGGCUGGCCUAUUAAUAGAGUAAUGGGUGGCAUAUCAUUUUCCCUUAAUGAAAUAUGCUACAGAAUGUUUUAGAGAGAUUUUUAAUAAUUGCACUCUGGCUACUAAGCUAGCAUGGAUUCCUGCCUUAUAGUUAGUGGAAACCUUCAAAGGUUUUCUUUGAAAGAGUUCGCCCCAACUCACUAGUCUGCUCUGCAGCUAUUUAAGAUGGAGAAUCUGUGUGAAUAUUGCACAUUGGAAAUGAAGAUAAUUAUUUUCUUUUGUGUUUUCCUGAAAACGUAGCAUUUUUUCUAAUGGAAAGAUGGCUCUCAGUUUUUUCCCAACAUAAAACACACACACGUGUGUGUGUGUGUGUGUGUGUGAGAGUGUGUUUAUAGAUAUUCAAGUCCAUAUUCACCUCACAUCAUUUAUGACAUAGAAGAUGCUACAGUUUGCAAAUGGCACUUUUAUUUCCUGAGUGAUGAGGAUCAUUUAACUACAAAACACUACCAUGAAUUUCGUGGACAAAGCAUUUUUGUUGUCAAACUGAAGGGGGAAAAAAACCACAAUUUUAAUUUUGCUGAGUUUACUUUUUAUGGAGAUUAACUUGUUAGUUUUUACAAUGUCUGAGCAUAACAUCCCUGAUCCAUAUAUAUAUGUACAGGGUGGGCCAAAAGUCAUGAAGGGGUUUCAUUAAUAGCUCCUUUACUUUUAAUUUGCAGUACCAUAGCAUCCUAUACAAUACAGAUAGGAAAUGAAUUUAUAUUACGUGUGAAAAAUCAAAUCUUGUAAAUGGUGAAAAAUAAAGAAAAACAUUUUCAAAAAGUUAUUAAAACAUCAGGACUUUUGGCUUACCCUCUAUAUAUGUGAUAUAUAUAUAUAUAUCAUUACUUACACCUUCCAUAUUAUAUUGACCACUAAUAGGAAUCCAGGAAUAAUUUUAAAUCCUGUUCUAUCAGGAAACUGACCUUUAUUGUAUUUUGUAACUGUCUCAACACUGCUAACUCGAAUACUAAGAGCAUUUACUUGCCUCUGACAAAUGUUAACCUAAAAGCCUUUUUCUUGUGCCAUUUAUAUUGUUGGGAAUACAGCAUAUGUUUUGUUUUUUUUAACAUUUAAAAAAAAUUGUACUGUGGCCUCAAGUUACAAAGUGGCCUGGGUAAAUACUUGCGAACUGACUGUGUGUAGAAGGUUGAUGUAGGAUUUGUCCAGAGGGAUACAUGCUGGGAGCAAGUGAGUGUUGGAAAGGCUCUGAUUGUACCAGGAGUGGCCAUUGCUUCUUGUCCCAGCAGUAUCUGGAAAAUUAGCAGCAAGAAGGAAUUAUUGAAAAUGCAUAUGUUUAUUAUUGUUGCAGUAUGGUUUUUUCCAAUUAGCACAAUGGAAUUUGUUUUUUUAUUUGUCAUUUUAACUGAUAAGCACUUUCUGUAUCAAUCUAAUGUUUCUUCAUUAUUUGUCAUAAGAUUGAUGAACAUAUUGAGCUAAAAGCUCUUAACGUCCCAGUCUUGUAAAAGGUUUCUCAUGGAACCGUUUUCUGCCAGUUCUUUGUUGCAAGUGAGUGCUCCUAGUGUCAGAAGAAACUUGUCAGUAACUUGGUGUGCUCGGUGGUUGCCAGAGUCAGUCAGCUUUGGGCAGCUGCCAAGUAUUUUUUGUUCCUGUUGUUUUCCUGUUGUGGGUGUCGCCAAACAUUGGAACCAAAGGCCAAGUAGCAAGCAGCCUUUACUUUACUUUCUCUGCAGAAUACGCUUGUGUAGUAAACUGUUUAAAAAAAAACAAGCCUCCUCUGUGACUAUCUACACAUGCGCAUUCCAGUGCUUACAUCUGUUGUUCCUGUUUAAAGCUGAAAAUGAGUCCCAGAGUUGGCCAUCACAAGAACACUGCAGACAAGCUGCGUAAGCUUGGUUAUUUUUCACUUAAAGCUUGCGCUGUUUCUGAUUGGCAUCUUUAAAACCAACGUUAAACUGUCAUAUUUUAUUUAAUUAAGUGGGAAGGGACUGCUCUGUACAUCAUGGAUCUAACAGUAACCAUGCUGUAAUUCACUGUCCUGUACACUAAAUUUCAUCAUCUUUUUUAACCUACAGUUAGAAUGACAGAUUAUCAGCCACAAAUCCUAAUCCAGUUGUAUGGCUUUAACCAGGUGCAGUAUGCAGUCAUAUGGAAUCUCGCUUUCUAGCGCUGGCAAAACGGAGAUGUCUCUAAUUACUGGCUUCAAUAAACACGAAUCCAGACUG
Molecule: messenger RNA, 4698 nt
Organism: Dromiciops gliroides (monito del monte)
Lineage: Eukaryota; Metazoa; Chordata; Mammalia; Microbiotheria; Microbiotheriidae
Gene: DYNC1LI2
Product: dynein cytoplasmic 1 light intermediate chain 2
Exons: 13
Coding region: 48-1529 (493 amino acids)
Biological process (GO): microtubule cytoskeleton organization; microtubule-based movement
Cellular component (GO): centrosome; cytoplasmic dynein complex
Molecular function (GO): dynein heavy chain binding
Source: RefSeq, a predicted model, not a curated record